Scutellospora calospora is the source of this 287-nucleotide messenger RNA. Lineage: Eukaryota; Fungi; Glomeromycota; Glomeromycetes; Diversisporales; Gigasporaceae. The record is from the annotation of a GenBank genome assembly.
CACCAUCUAUAAACAAGAAAGAUAGAAAACAUAAAGAUAAAAAUAUUAAGAAUAUUUCAAAAAACGUUAAAGAUACUAGUCAAAGUAUUCUUAAUACAUCUUUGUCUAGCACAAAUUCCACACCCAAGUUAUCCUUAGAUGUGUACUCCCCUAUGCUUAUACAUGUUCCUUUGAAUCCUGAUUUGGCAUUUAUUUCUAACGAAUUAUACGAAAAUUAUUUGGCUGGUACAAAUUUAAAUGCCAAUAACGCCUUUAAUAACCAAACAACCUUUAAAUUCAUUUCAUGA